GUUGUAGCGAGGAGCCGGUGCCGUCCGUGCGUGAGUGCAUCAAUCUUCGCUGACCAUGGUCUCGCCUUCAGAUGUUCUUCCCAAGGUGGUGGAGGGCGAGAACGAGGCCGCGCCCCGCCGCGCCAAGUGGUGGUACGUGACGUUCCACAAUGUCACCGCCAUGGUCGGCGCCGGCGUGCUCAGCUUGCCGUACGCCAUGGCUCACCUGGGAUGGGGUCCGGGGAUCGUGGCGCUGCUGGUGGCGUGGGUGAUGACGUUGUACACGCUGCGGCUCCUGAUCGAGAUGCACGAGUGCGUCCCCGGCGUACGCUUCGACCGGUACCGCGACCUGGGCGUGCAUGCCCUUGGCCCGCGGCUGGGCAUCUGGGUGGUCGUCCCGCAGCAGCUCAUCGUGCAGGUGGGCUGCGACGUGGUGUACAUGGUCACCGGCGGCAACUGCCUGCAGAAGUUCGCGCAGAUCGUGAGCCCGAACUCCACGCCGCUGCACCAGUCCUACUGGAUCUGCAUCUUCGGCUCCUCGCAGUUCCUGCUCUCCCAGCUCCGGGACCUCAACUCCAUCACCGCCAUCUCCCUCGCUGCCGCCGUCAUGUCGCUCAGCUACUCCACCAUCUCCUGGGCGGCGUGCCUCGCCAAGGGCCCCGUCGCCGGGGUGAGCUACGCGUACAGCACGGCCGGCACGGCGGCGGACGCGGCGUUCCGGGUGUGCGGCGCGCUCGGUCAGGUGGCGUUCGCGUUCGCGGGCCACGGCGUGGUGCUGGAGAUCCAGGCCACCAUCCCGUCCACGCCCACCAAGCCGUCUAAGAUGCCCAUGUGGAAGGGCACCGUCGCCGCGUACAUGGUCACCGCCGCGUGUUACUUCCCCGUGGCGUUCAUCGGAUACUGGGCGUUCGGGCAGGGCGUCAGCGACAACGUGCUCGUGGCGCUCGAGCGACCGCCCUGGCUCGUCGCGGCGGCCAACAUGAUGGUUGUCGUUCACGUCCUCGGGAGCUAUCAGGUGUACGCCAUGCCGAUAUUCGAGAGCAUGGAAACGAUUCUGACCACCAAGUUCAGGGUUCCUCGAGGGGUGCUCCUCCGCCUGGUGGCUCGAUCUACCUACGUCGCGCUCACCCUGUUCGUCGCCGUGACCUUCCCGUUCUUCGGCGACCUCCUCGGCUUCUUCGGCGGCUUCGGCUUCACCCCCACCUCCUUCUUCCUCCCCUGCAUCCUGUGGCUCAAGAUCAAGAAGCCUCGGAAGUUCAGCGCCUCGUGGUUCGCCAACUGGGGGUGCAUCGUCGUUGGCGUGCUGCUCAUGCUUGUGUCCACCAUCGGCGGGCUAAGGAGCAUCAUCCAGGACGCCUCCACGUUCAAGUUCUACUCUUGAAAGCCUAAUCUUAUCUUACGGCUGUAGCUGCAUGUAAGAUCGUUCGGUGUCAACUAAUGGUGUGGUAGCCUCUUACCUGGUUUUGGUUUAGAGGGUGACCUGCUUCUGCAGAGUGUCAAAACUAGUGUCGUCCCAUACGGUGUUGUAACUU
Molecule: messenger RNA, 1511 nt
Organism: Lolium perenne
Lineage: Eukaryota; Viridiplantae; Streptophyta; Magnoliopsida; Poales; Poaceae
Product: lysine histidine transporter-like 6
Source: RefSeq, a predicted model, not a curated record